Messenger RNA from Molossus molossus (Pallas's mastiff bat), 3227 nucleotides. RefSeq names its product radical S-adenosyl methionine domain containing 2 (gene RSAD2). The record is from RefSeq and is a predicted model, not a curated record. NCBI's taxonomy places the organism in Eukaryota, Metazoa, Chordata, Mammalia, Chiroptera, Molossidae. The coding region runs from base 994 to 2088 and encodes 364 amino acids. Gene Ontology annotation, cellular component: lipid droplet; endoplasmic reticulum; endoplasmic reticulum membrane. The transcript has 6 exons. Gene Ontology annotation, biological process: positive regulation of immune response; defense response to virus. Gene Ontology annotation, molecular function: catalytic activity; 4 iron, 4 sulfur cluster binding.
UGCAGACACAUCCGCCGCCACGGCAACAGCACCGCCCUGAGCGCUUCGGGUCCCCUCCGUCUCAACCACUGGUGACCCGAGGACAUCCGCGGGUCUGACAGGUGAGCAGCUCUGAUCUCACCACCGAGGGAACGAUCCAGGGAAACAGAAACGUCCCCGGAGCCCCAGGCUGGUCAGUGGGUCAGUGACGAGCUCGGAUUUGGGGCUUCGGAAGCUCAGACACUCGGACUUGGCCCAGGGUCACGGCCUCCUGCAGACCAGGCGGAGCUCCAACAGACCUGAGGCAGGGGGGCGAACGGGAGAAACCCGCAGUGCGAACGCAGCGAUGCUCUCUGAGAACACUGUGCAAAAACGUGGCCAGCCACACGCUUGCCAAGUAAGAAGCAUCUUAGAAAAGCACUUGCGUUUCCUCGGGUCCGAGGGGUGUGGACAUGCCCAGGACUGCAGGGACGCACACCCGUCUCCACCUGGCCCCCCGAGACCCGUGUGGAGCCAAGGGCUCGGGAGGGGCGUGCCUGUGCGUUCUGACUGGCCUGCAGCGGUCAGAGGCUCACGGAGGGAUUCUGCUGCCGUCCUUCGGGGUGGCAGGUGGGGGUCAUUCUCUCCGCCACUUUCAUGGCAAACUUUCGGCCAGUGCCCACCGCAGGGAGGGUGAGAGCGUGGCAGUUUCUGGAUGUGAUGUCACGCAUGGGCAGGGCCACCACAGCAGAGGGACUCCGUAUCUGGCUCCAUCACCUGCGCUGGCCGUGGACUUCCACCCAGGUUCAAGGCCGCGAGCAAAGCUGAGGCCAGGACAGGCAGCCAGCCCCCAGCCCAGAGUCCUCAGCCUGCAGCCCUGGCCCUGCGCCAACUUUCAUUUUCACGGAGAGAAAAAUCGAAACUCAAGCUCAGCUGAGAGUUAGCAAGAGAGGUGUGUCUGCCCUCCCCUGGGACCACGUGACUGCACACAUAUCAGUGAGCGUCCGAGCCGCGGCGCUGCAGACGCCUGACACCAUGUGGGUCCUCGUCCCCCAGGCUGUGGCUGGGAAGCUGCUGGGCGCGCUCAGGAAGCCUCUGAGCUCGCUGUGGGCCAGCCUGGCCCCUCUGCUCCUCUGGCUCAGGGCCACCCUCUGGCUGGCAGCAGCCGACCCGGCACAGAGGCAGCCGGCUGGGGGAGAGCCCCGGGGGACCGGGGAGGAGGAGGAGGAGGACGGCAGCGGCGAUGGGCCCCUCACCCCCACCAGCGUCAACUACCACUUCACCCGUCAGUGCAACUACAAGUGCGGCUUCUGCUUCCACACGGCCAAGACCUCCUUCGUGCUGCCCCUGGACGAGGCCAAGCGGGGGCUGCGGCUGCUCAAGGACGCCGGCAUGGAGAAGAUCAACUUCUCGGGCGGAGAGCCUUUCCUGCAGGACCGGGGCCAGUACCUGGGCGAGCUGGUGAGGUUCUGCAAGCGCGACCUGGGGCUGCCCAGCGUGAGCGUGGUCAGCAACGGGAGCCUCGUCCGGGAGCGGUGGUUCGCGAGUUACGGCCAGUACUUGGACAUUCUCGCCAUCUCCUGUGACAGCUUCAACGAGGACGUCAAUGUCCUCAUCGGCCGAGGCCAAGGGAAGAUCAACCACGUGGAGAACCUCCACAAGCUGAGGAGGUGGUGCAGGGAUUACCGCGUGGCCUUCAAGGUCAACUCCGUCAUCAACCGAUUCAACGUGGACGAGGACAUGCGGGAACACAUCAAAGAGCUGAGCCCCGUCCGCUGGAAGGUGUUCCAGUGCCUCAUCAUCGAGGGCGAGAAUUCGGGGGACGGUGCCCUGAGGGAGGCGGAGCGCUUCGUCAUCAGCAAGGAGGAAUUCCAGGAGUUCUUGGACCGCCACAAGGAGGUGUCCUGCUUGGUGCCCGAAUGCAACGACAAGAUGAAAGAUUCCUACCUCAUUCUGGAUGAGUACAUGCGCUUCCUGAACUGCAGAAAGGGGCGGAAGGACCCUUCCAAGUCCAUCCUGGACGUCGGAGUGGAUGAAGCCAUCAAGUUCAGUGGCUUUGACGAGAAGGCGUUUCUCACGCGGGGAGGGAAGUACGUGUGGAGCAAGGCCGACCUGAAGCUGGACUGGUAGGGCUGAGCCUGGGGCACACUCCGCCGGCGCGGGGCCUCCGGUGCGGCCCUGGCCUCAUGUGCGUCUGUGGGGGCCCAGGUCUGACGCUCUGUGGCACGUGAUCCCUGAGGUCCACGGUCCCCAAACACAGAACUCGGAAAACUGAAAUUCGUAGGCGAUGCAAAACCAUUCACUAGCUUAUUUUGGUUUGGAUUUUUCUGAGCACUGUGUAUUGUGAUUCCUGCAUUGGCAUUCGAAGCUUUUUUUUCCCUCUAGUUUGUUCCUUUGAUAGUCAAUUCUUUUCUGCUAAAGAUCGAGAUGCCCAUUUUCACUUCUGAAAAAAAACAUUGGGAAAUAUCUCUUCUGAUCGUUUCUGCUUCCUGUCACUGUUUCCUUCUCUGCUCCUACAUCAUCGCACUCUGGACCUCCCUCCCACCCAGGAGGCCCGAGAGGGCAGCAGCUGUUUCAGAGGCGAACAGAUGAUCGUACGAGUCUUCGGCGGUUGCCGACGAGGUGGUCGCCUGCACCAGCGAUGCCCUGACCCAGCCCACGCCCAGGCUGACCAUGCAAGAAUGUGAGAUCGCCACCCCCCCACUUCCUCUCCCAAGACUCUCAGCAAAACCAAGACACACUUUUAUUUCAUGCUGAAGCCGACAAGAGGUCAGGGCCUGGGUGGUCAUGCAAACCUGCUGUUCAAGUCUGUCCAGUGGAAACUCCCGCGACAGGGCGAAAGGACACCGACUGCACCUGGUCGUAUGUAAAUGAAGCUGUGGCACAACGUCCUUUUCUUCAGUUGACGCCGAAUCACUUGAAAUGAAACAGUGCAGGUCAGGAUGCUCAGGUCCAGCACCUUCCUCUGCUAGCACUGAGCAAGCGCUGGGUCAGGGGCCAGAGCCCACUCCUGGUGGGAACAUCACAUGCCAUUUACUUGUGCAACCGAGACAGUAUCCCAUGGCCUGUAGAAUAAUAAUUUCCGAUCAUUGUUUCAAGAAAGCAAAAUCAUGGAAAGAUUUUCCCCCGAGCAAAGAGAGAGCUAUUUUAAUGCGGCUGCCAUUCCACGGAUGGCCUCUAGGUGCCGUGAGAUGUUGCCGGGAGACACAGCUUCCCCCUGGAAAUCUACUGUAUUUUCAAGACAGGCUGACUUUGAAAGGUUUGUCCUU